AUGCUCACCAUCGCAGCCNGCGGAGCCGCAGCUCAUGCAGUGAAGAAACACCAUAAGGGACGCAAAGCUGCACAGCAGGUGCAAGCACACAAUGCCAUUGUCAAUGAGGCCAACAGUGUCAUUGCCCAGCAUCAAGCCCAGCAUGAAGCUGAGCAGCAGGCGCUCGUAGAUAAAGCCAACGGAAUUAUCGCUCAGCAGCAGGCUGCAUUGCAGGCCGCGGAAGAGAAGAAUAGGCUGCAACAGCAACAACAGCAACAAGCAUAUUCGCAAUACCCGCCACACCAGCAAGCUUAUGCUGCUUCUGCUUACGGCCAGCCACCACCACCGACAGCACAACAUCUCCCACCGCCGCCUCAGCCAUACCAAUACUCUUCAACUCCAGGAACGCCAUAUUCCGCACCAGCAACACCUUACUCUGCUGGGCCUCCCACUCCUUCUCCAUACUCUGGCGCCAUGACACCAUAUCAGCAGCAGCCGGCUGCACCGUACCACCACAUUGGAUGGUGCAGCCAGCAGUGUGGGAACACAUGCAAUGGCAAUGCAAAUUCCACAUAUCCCCAGCAAACGCAGUCGGCGCCUUAUCAGUCCUAUGGUGCAUCGCAGCCACCGCCUUAUGGUGGCUAUCAGCAGGGCUAUCGUUGA
Molecule: messenger RNA, 642 nt
Organism: Cercospora beticola
Lineage: Eukaryota; Fungi; Ascomycota; Dothideomycetes; Mycosphaerellales; Mycosphaerellaceae
Source: RefSeq, a predicted model, not a curated record